CGCCUGACUUUGUCGUCUGCAGAGGAUCCUGAAUCUCCAACCGACGGCUGUGGAUAACCCGGUGGCUUACAGGAGGGUGUCCGACUUCAUGGGUAGCAGAGUGAUGGACUGGUACGCUUUCUUCGCGGAGGUGACGCAUCACUCCAUGCCACACCUUGCGUUCGUCGUUAUCAAGCUGGUCAACCGCCAUUACCUCCUGGACAUCAACCAGUUCUUUGACUCGCUGUCCGAUCCUUCGGGUGACACCACCCACUUCAGGGACUACCUACGCCUGCUCCUCUUCCUCAACUUUGCCACCGCCUUGCCCAGCCUUACAAAGGUUACCGAGGCGUACUGGCGAUUCGCACACGACCUUCGUCAGGAACCUGAGAGGUGGCGCCUGUGUCUCUAUUUCCUGGACGACAUCUUGCCCCGGUCGCUGUCCUGGUUCUACCACCACUAUCACUUGACCCUGCGAGUUGCCAAGGAGGGCAAUGUGGUGGAGCAUUUGCAGACCGUGACGGCUUUGAAGGAUGUGUUCGCGAUGCUUCUCGCAAACACCGACGCGGCACCUUUCAACAUGCGCGUCGACGGUGCGAUCAAGCUGGAAAAGAUGAAAGUCGUGAUGUUCUUUGUGCCGGACCUUGUGCAAGGUGAUACCAUUCAGAUACCGCCACCUACGAUUGACGUCGACACCAGCAACAUCGUGCCGGCGGCACUCGAAGCACGCAGGAUCGAAGUGAGCGCCUACUACAACUUCAGCAGCUUCGUGGAGAGAGGAGAGCAGUUUGGACCUCCGUACAAGGUGCUUGACCUGAACUGCCACUACAACUACGGGACCAACACACUAUACAUUCCCCACGCUCUGUUCCACGGCCCGCUCUUCAAGGAGGGAGAGAGAAACCUUGUGUAUCUGCCCAAACUGCUGCAUGUCAUCGGCAUGGGUAUGGGAAAGGCAUUGGAUCCGCAUGGUAUACACAUCAGCUCCGAACCGGAGGACUCCGACUGGCUGUGGGGCAAGUCGCUCCAACUCUGGGAGAACAACACCGCUUGCUUCCGCACUAUCUACAAUGUGCUCGACCCAAAAACUAGGCGCCAGAUUGUGCACAAGUCACCGGCUGCGCCGGCACUAGUUUGA
Molecule: messenger RNA, 1117 nt
Organism: Dermacentor silvarum
Lineage: Eukaryota; Metazoa; Arthropoda; Arachnida; Ixodida; Ixodidae
Exons: 12
Coding region: 89-1117 (342 amino acids)
Molecular function (GO): metallopeptidase activity
Source: RefSeq, a predicted model, not a curated record